UUUAUAUACAACAUACACAAUUUAGCUAGCAACAAAACAUGAGUCAUUUUAAGCUCAAUGUUUACAUCAUCCAUCAUAUGUUUUUGGCUACAUGUUUUCUUGUAACAUCGCUUGAGGCAGUUCCGAUGUUGUUGUUUCAGGGGUUUAACUGGGAAUCAUGCAACAAGCAGGGUGGAUGGUACAACUCGUUGCUUAAUUCCAUCGAUGACCUUGCCGCGGCUGGAGUUACCCAUAUUUGGCUCCCACCACCCUCCCAGUCUGUUGCACCUCAAGGAUAUAUGCCAGGAAGAUUGUAUGAUCUGAAUGCAUCUAGCUAUGGAAAUCAAGAUGAACUCAAGUCUUUGAUCAAAUCAUUAAAUAACAAAGGAAUCAAAGCAAUUGCAGACAUAGUCAUAAACCACCGGACAGCUGAAAAGCAAGAUGGAAGAGGAAUAUGGUGCAUCUUUGAAGGCGGGACUCCAGAUGACCGCCUUGAUUGGGGUCCUUCUCUCAUAUGUAAAGACGACAUUCAGUAUUCUGAUGGAAACGGAAAUCCAGACACUGGAGAAGACUUUGCAGGUGCCCCGGAUAUUGAUCACCUUAACAAAAGAGUCCAAAAGGAAUUAUCUGACUGGAUGAAUUGGCUUAAGUCCGAGAUAGGCUUUGAUGGGUGGCGGUUUGAUUUUGUGAAGGGGUAUUCUCCAAGUAUAACCAAAGUCUAUGUGGACAAUACGUUUCCAAGUUUUGCGAUAGGAGAGUAUUGGAGUUCUCUGGCUUAUGGGCAAAAUGGAAAGCCGGAAUACAACCAAGAUCAUCACAGAAAUGAGCUUGUGCAAUGGGUGCAACAAGGAGGUGGUGGUAUUUUGACUGCUUUUGAUUUUACUACAAAGGGUAUACUUCAAGCAGCAGUGGAGGGUGAGUUGUGGAGAUUGAUUGACCCAAGUGGUAAGCCACCAGGGCUGAUUGGAGUUUCUCCAGCAAAUGCUGUGACAUUUAUCGAUAAUCAUGACACGGGUUCAACUCAAAAUCUUUGGCCAUUUCCUUCUGAUAAAGUUAUGCAAGGAUAUGCUUACAUCUUCACCCAUCCAGGGAUCCCUUCCUUGUUCUAUGACCACUUCUUCGAUUGGGGCCUCAAGGAUGAACUAUCAAAAUUAUCAUGGGCUAGAGCAAAACAUGGGAUUGGUGCAACCAGUCAUGUUAAGAUAUUGGCUUAUGAGGCCGAACUCUAUGUUGCAGAGAUCGAUGAAAAGAUCAUAGUCAAAAUCGGGCCAAAGAAUGAUCUUGGAAAUCUUAUUCCACCAAACUUUCAAAUUACUACUUCUGGGGAGAACUAUUGUGUAUGGGAGAAACAACCAUAAUUUUAAACAAGUCAUUGCAAAUUUGCAAGUUGAUUUGGUUUGAUCAAUCAUCUUAGCUGUGAAAAUACAAACUAUAUUGUACAUUUUAGCUCUUAUAACAAUACAUUGGAUUAAUAUUA
Messenger RNA from Erigeron canadensis, 1456 nucleotides. RefSeq names its product alpha-amylase. The record is from RefSeq and is a predicted model, not a curated record. NCBI's taxonomy places the organism in Eukaryota, Viridiplantae, Streptophyta, Magnoliopsida, Asterales, Asteraceae. Gene Ontology annotation, molecular function: alpha-amylase activity; calcium ion binding. Bases 39 to 1337 code for a protein of 432 amino acids. Gene Ontology annotation, biological process: carbohydrate metabolic process. The transcript is spliced from 4 exons.